UUUAUGAUGGUCUUUCAUCCCCUAAGCAAUAAAUUUUUUUGGAAAUAUGAGCAUAAUAGUAAUUUUAAUUUAGUUGAUGGAGGUUCUGUUCUUGUUCUAGAAGAUGGCUAUGAUAAUUUAAAAAAAGAUGCAGUAGUUAAUAUUGAGGACAUCCUCGAAGCGUUAGGACUUUUGAAUGUGGAAUAUAUUCGAGAUGGACAAGUCAAUGUUGUUAAGAAAUAUAAAAAUAUACCUGGAGUUGGAAAAGGAGUAAUGAACAUUGAAAAUAUUGUCGGAGCGAUUGCUGAUUGGGAAAUUGGAAAUUCUAAUUCUGGAGUUACUAAUUGGUUGAUCCAAGAAAAGCCUUCGAAUAAUCCCAUCUUUGAACCCCUAUUCGAUGGCCAUGUAAUGGUAAUGUUUUUCAACGGAGAACAAGAGAAGUUUAGACGUGAGUUAUUCUCUAAUUAA
Molecule: messenger RNA, 447 nt
Organism: Meloidogyne enterolobii
Lineage: Eukaryota; Metazoa; Nematoda; Chromadorea; Rhabditida; Meloidogynidae
Source: the annotation of a GenBank genome assembly